AGUGGAAUUUGCCCAGAAGCUACAAACCAGUCAAGGAGAUGGAGAUGUUCCAUUGUCAUCGAGAGGGGAGAGCAAUACUUCUGGAGGGACAGGAAUUGACCAGAUGUUUGGUUUGGACAGUCACAGUAAUGGAAAGAGCAGCCCCGUGAUCGAGAAACAGUCCCCAUCCAGCUCUAUCAGCCAAGCAAACAGCUCCUCCAACAAGAGACCGGAACCUGCUCCUGUACGUCCGUCCCAGGUCUCCCUGAGCCUGGAGGAGAAACAACGGCUUCAGAAGGAGCAGGAGUUCCAACAGAGAUUGAAGAAUCAGAAGGCGAUCCAGCCUGAAGAUGCCGUGAAGCAACCGUCAAGGUCUACUGCCAAGGAUCUGACGGGGUCACUGAUGGAUUCCAGGAGUAAGGGUCAAGGCCAGGCUGCGGGAGUGGAGAGUGUGGGUAUGGGCACCAGGACAGGUGGAAGUGGCAAUACUGGUCUUCUGUCAAGUGGGAUUAGCAGCAUGAACAGUUCACCUUACUCACCAUCGGGUACUAUGUCUGCAGGGAGUGUCGUUGGGACAGGGGGAAUGGGCCUUUCAAAUUCUUCCUUGCUCUCGCAGCCGGUCGGUAACGUGCCACAGAGGGUUCCUCAAAUGGGCCAACCGUCUCAAACGAAAAAGAACAUUGACAUGUCAGCGUUUGAUUCUCUCCUAGCUCCCUCCCAGUCGCAGAAGUCCAACAGGACGCUCAAUCAAAUGUCUUCGGCGAAUUCCCCACACCCCGCUAACCCUCCAAUGGGGCAGAACUCUUUCCAGAGACCUCAAGUUGGCAUGGCCCAGGCGGCAUUUGGUCAGGGGUCGCAGGGAGGCAUGGGUAAGAGGUCGCAGGGAGGCAUGGGUCAGGGGUCGCAGGGAGGCAUGGGUCAGAGGUCGCAGGGAGGCAUGGGUCAGGGGUCGCAGGGAGGCAUGGGUCAGGGGUCGCAGGGAGGCAUGGGUCAGAGGUCGCAGGGAGGCAUGGGUCAGGGGUCGCAGGGAGGCAUGGGUCAGGGGUCAUUCGGAAAUAUGAAUCAUCAAGGACAGGGUGCCUUCGGACAGCAAGGCAUGAUGGGAAAUUACGGCCGAGGUUCUGCGGGCACAGGUCAAAGGUCAUUGCCGGGGUCAACCAUGCAGCAACAAGGAACGGGAAUGGCUGCAGGAUUUGAUCCAUUUGCCAGCAUCGGUGCAACGAGUCAACAGAACCAGAAGACUGUUGGUGGGGACAACCUACUGGAUUUUCUAGGAUAGGUCAAGCAUAACUUAUACAUUAUUAUCAGUUUAUAUAUUAUCAUUAUGGUAUAUUACUAGUCCAUGCAAUUUAAAUAAGCUAUAAUUUCAUUCUCAUUUACAGCUUAGGAAAUAAUCAUUAGAUUCUACUGAUGGGAUCUUAGUAGGAAGGUGGUCUACAAGGAGUCGUUGGUGUUUUGGCCAUCUAAGUACGGAACACCCCGUCCUGGCUGGUCAGUGCUGCCCUGGAAUUCUAUCAGCAGCACUCUCCUCCUGGGUAACCAUUUACAUUAUCUAGGUAUUAAAGAAAGUGAAUAAUGAACCUAUGACCUUUUCAUUGUUGGAUGAGAGGUAAUUCCACUGCACCAAGUCACUUUCAUAAAGAGCUGGUCCCACUGGCCGACAGACACAAAACGUAUUCGUAACGGAUAUGUCGGACAAGCAAAAAUUUGGGAUGGCUCCAUCCGUUCUUAUCUGCUCCAGACAUUAGACAAAAUGGGGGAACAAUGAAAUCAAAGUGGACGGAUGCCCGAUGGAUAUAGAGCGUAUGAAACAUGCAUGCAAAUAGUAUCAAUAUCAAUACUUGAUACUAUCACAACAUGCACUGUGUUAGUUCAAAUAUAACCCGCCCGUAAGACCGAAAGCCUGCGAGUGGUACACAAUGGAUACAUAACAUUUUCCAACAUAUGGCAAGAUUCUUUUCCGUUUUACAUCCUCUCUGCAACUGUAAGUGCAGCAGGACUAAGCCUUUAUAUCAUACAGUGUUAAUGUGUUAACAAUCAAGCCCAAACUUAUUUAGCUGACCUCUUUGGAAACACAUCCAAAUACAACACAUGUUCGGCCACUAGUAAUACUCUUGUACCUCGUACUGCUAAACAAAUAGGUGAUAGGGCCUUUUCUACCGUUGCCCUUAAAACUUGGAACUCCUUUGCUAACGACUUCCCCAACACUUUCCUCAUUGUCUAAAUGUAUAAAAACUUACCUAUUCUAAUUUUUCUGUACGGUUUCCAUAUACCGGUAAUGUUCAUAAUUUUGUAGUUAUUAAUACUCCUUAUUUCUGUUAUUCUUUCUUUUAAUAAUGCGCUUUGUAUCUGAUGAAAAGGCAGUGAAGUUUAUUAUUAUUAUACAGUGCAAUUGGAUGCCUACUGCCAAAGUGUUGCUGUGCUGUUCAAUGACACUUUACAAUCGAAUGCAUUUAGAUUUUAUCUUGGGCUACUUUUUCCCCCUUUUUUAAGUGCAUUUUGUAUUGUUAAACCUGUCUUAGAGACUAUUUUUGGGACCAACCCAAACUUUUUAUUGAAAACUUUUAAAAGUGCAUUUAUAGUGGGAAAGUUAUUGAAAUCAUAUAUGAUCUCAGAGUGAUCUUGGAAUUCUUCUAUAGUACGGUAUUUAUGUUGCAAUAUAUAUACAUGUUUGUAUCUAUUUAUUUAUAUAUUGUGUAAUAAAAAAAAUCACUGAUUAUUAGUUUCUAUUUUAUGUACCGGUAUGUAAUUCCACAAAACAAAAGCUUUUUUUGUUAAACUGUACUGAGCAUUAAUAAAUAUUAACUACUGUAUGUAAUUACACAAAACAAAAGCUUUUUUUUGUUAAAAUGUACUGAGCAUUGAUGAAUAUUAACUACGGUAUGUAAUUCCACAAAACAAAAGCUUUUUUUUGUUAAACUGUACUGAGCAUUGAUAAAUAUUAACUACGGUAUGUAAUUACACAAAACAAAAGCUUUUUUUUGUUAAACUGUACUGAGCAUUGAUAAAUAUUAACUACGGUAUGUAAUUCCACAAAACAAAAGCUUUUUUGUUAAACUGUACUGAGCAAUGAUAAAUAUUAACUAUAAAUACCAUCUUACAUUUAGACUAUGAUUAAGAUUCUCUUGUAAAGUAAAAGUAAAAUAUAUACAUGUAUUCAUUAUUUAUUGACCUUUCUGCCGACUAAAUAUUUUUAUAUAAUUUUUUCGAGUUGUGAACAAAAAAAUUACAAAAGAGGAGCAUCAAAGACAAGGAUGAAGAACAUAUUUUAUUUAUUUAUUAGUUUAUUUGUAGUUUUAUUUAUACAGGGUAGCAUUGUCAGUUUCAGAACUGCUUACCACAACAGCCCUGUCCACACAACAUUUGUUAUAAUUAAUGUAAUUAAGUUGGUAAUAUUUACAUAAUCGAUAGUACUACUGUUUUAAUUAUUAUUUUUAGAUACACAUAUUGAAUACCCUUAACCCAAAAGAAUCUGAAAAAAAAAAAAACAAAUCUUUUAAAAUCCAAGCAAUAAAUCGAUUUGAUUUAGAAAAAAAAGAAACCCCCAAAAGUGUAACGAACACACAUACAAAUAUUAAAAACAAAUGAUUUUUUUCCCCAAAACCCCCGAAAUAUAAUAUAAAGUUCUUUCUGACCAAAAAAAUAAAAUAUGACUGGUUGAUGUAUACAAAACCUUUAUAUCAUUCUUAAAAAUAUAUGUGUAUAUUGAAGCGUAUUUGUUGAGGUUUAGCAUUAUUAACCCUCAAAAUGGAAAGUAUUUAUUAUUUCUAUGUAGAAAAAAGGGAAUUUAAUGGAUGACAUUCCAAAAUGAACCAAUACAAGAGAUCUGAUAGAAUAUUGGUGACUCUGUCGAAGUCACAUGUUUCACAGACAAAUCUGGGCUCCGUAACACAAAGGUUUGCAAUCAAUCGCUAAAUACCAAUGACCAAUCAAGAUCAUCGUGGCGUGUGCACUUUGUUUAUAAUACUGACCGGGAACCAAUAACAGCGGUUCUUUCAUAUUUGCAAUUCAUCGCAAACCUUUGUGUUACAGAGCCCUGGUCACCUUUCAAGAAAUUGAACUUAGAGGUAUACAUCACAUGGUUUUGAUACUUAUUUGACUAGAUCUUUUGUUAUUAUUCAUAGGAAACAGUAAACAUGUACCAACUUAUUCAUUCCAGAUGGAGGCUGCAGAAGGCUAGUCUGUGAGCACAGACUCAAAUUUUCAACUUUAAACAAUUAAACCAUGUCUAGAGUGUAGACUAACACCAAACUCUGUUAAUUAAGUAGAGGCAGCUACAGUACAUAGUGAAUCUAGUCUUACUACUUCAGACUCUGACUUUAAUAUGCACUGAGUGUGUGAAUUGCAAAAACUAAAGGUCUGUGCAUG
Lytechinus variegatus (green sea urchin) is the source of this 4347-nucleotide messenger RNA. RefSeq names its product spidroin-1-like. Bases 104 to 1258 code for a protein of 384 amino acids. The transcript has 2 exons. NCBI's taxonomy places the organism in Eukaryota, Metazoa, Echinodermata, Echinoidea, Temnopleuroida, Toxopneustidae. The record is from RefSeq and is a predicted model, not a curated record.